UAACAACCAAGGAGUUGUAGUGGCAGGUGGAAAUGGAUAUGGAUAUCACCUCAAUCAACUCUCUUAUCCAACUUUUAUCUUUGUUGAUGAAGAACAAUCUGUUUAUGCAUCAGAUAUAUUCAAUCAUCGUGUGAUGAAAUGGAGAAAAGGUGCAAAAGUAGGAACAAUUGUGGCUGGAGGAAAUGGAAAAGGAAGAAAUCUGCAUCAAUUGUCGUCACCUCACGGAGUAAUUGUCGAUGAUUUGGGUCAAAUCUAUGUGGCAGAUUUUGAGAAUGAUCGAAUAAUGCGUUGGUGUGAAGGAAAAGGUGAAAUUGUUGUUGAUGGAAAUGGUAAAGGAGGAAAUGAAUCAAAUCAAUUGAAUGGUCCCGGUGCUUUAUCUUUUGACGGUGAAGGGAAUCUUUAUGUUGCUGACCAUAGGAAUCGUCGAAUUCAAAAAUUUGUAACAGUUUUUUGA
Molecule: messenger RNA, 454 nt
Organism: Adineta steineri
Lineage: Eukaryota; Metazoa; Rotifera; Eurotatoria; Adinetida; Adinetidae
Source: the annotation of a GenBank genome assembly